This is a messenger RNA of Pocillopora damicornis (cauliflower coral), 1740 nucleotides long. RefSeq lists its product as uncharacterized. Gene Ontology annotation, molecular function: protein binding. The record is from RefSeq and is a predicted model, not a curated record. Lineage: Eukaryota; Metazoa; Cnidaria; Anthozoa; Scleractinia; Pocilloporidae.
UCUUAUGGAAACCUAGGUACUGUGUUUCAGUCGCUUGGCCAAUACGAUAAUGCAAAACAGUAUCAUCAAAAAGGGCUUGUCAUCACAACUGAAAUUGGUGAUAAGAAAGGGAAAGCAGCACAACUUUCAAACCUUGGAGGAGUGUCUAGAACUCUUGGUGAUUAUGAAGCUUCGGAAGUAUGCUUGGAGAAAGCUUUAUACAUAUCCAGAGAUAUUGGAGCUGGAAGAACAGAAUUCGAAAUCCUUCGAGGCUACGCCAUUUUGUAUUUAUCUCAAAAUAAAAUCAAAGACUCUCUGUCGUGUCUUCAUCUGUGCAUUGAAAAGUAUGAGGAGCUGAGAUAUUUUUUGGGCGCCAAUGAUGAGUUCAAAACAUCAUUGCUGGAGCACUCAGGAAUAUUUCCCUACAAGCUGCUUUGUAUUUUGCUCUGUGACACCGGAAAUGCUCGGGAUGCUCUCUAUGUCGAGGAGUUGGGUCGAGCUAGAGGCCUAUCAGACUUAAUGGCAGAGAAGUACUCGGUUGAAACGCAUAUCUUUGCUAAUCCACAAUCUUGGUAUGGCAUUGAGAACAUUUUAAGAAAGAAAAAUAACUGUACUUGUCUGUACAUUUCUUAUUUUCAGAAUCUUCUGCAUUUGUGGAUCUUGAAAACAAGUGGAGUCCUUCACCAUAGAAGAAUAUCAGUAGAAGAGAAUCUAGUUCAGGCUGGGUUGCCCAAAGAUUUGUCUUUGAGUCAAUUUUUGGAUGAUAAUUUCCGGGGUCUUGGUAUUUUGCCUACUAAAGAUUGUGAAGAUCGGUCUUUAAAUACGAUUAACGUGCAACCUCUCUCUCCCGCACAAAAGAGCUCAGCAAGAUUGCGACUAGUCGAGGAGGACGAGGAAAAGGAAGUCAUUUCAAGUCUAUCUUUGUGUUACAAAAUGUUUAUCGCUCCCGUUUAUGAUUUGCUGGAGGAGCCUGAAGUCAUCAUCGUUCCUGACCGCAGUUUGUACAAAGUUCCAUUCGCUGCACUGAGUGAAAAGGAGGGAGCCGAAUUCCUCUCGGAGACUCAUAAGAUCCGUGUCAUUCCUUCCUUGACAACACUCAAGAUUAUUCAAGAUAGUCCAGAGGGCUAUCACAGUAACACUGGUGCCUUGAUAAUAGGAAAUCCCAAGGUUAAUUGGCUGCCGUCAUUGCCAUUUGCAAGAAGGGAAGCGGAGAUGGUUGGACGACUGAUGCGUGUUCCGCCUCUGGUAGAAGAGAAAGCAACGAAGCAGGCGGUGCUUGAGCGGAUAGGUUCAGUGAGCCUGAUACAUUUUGCUGCCCAUGGCAACGCCCAAAGAGGAGAAAUUGCCCUCUCCCCCAUUCCUAUUCCCAACAGUCAAAAUGCUAUCCCACCACAGGAAGCUUACAUGUUGACGAUGGCUGAUGUCUCACGAGUGAAAGUUAGAGCUAAACUGGUGGUACUUAGCUGCUGUCACAGUGGAAGAGGUGAGAUAACAGCCGAGGGAGUGAUAGGAAUUGCCCGUGCGUUCUUAGGAUCUGGUGCUCGCUCGGUGUUAGCUGCGCUGUGGGCCAUUCCAGACUUAGCAACGGAGCAGCUGAUGAAUCGGUUCUACAAACACCUUGUUGAAGGAGAAAGUGCCAGUGAAUCCCUUCAUCAAGCCAUGAAGUGGAUGAGAAAAAACGGCUUGAGAAAAAUGUCUGAGUGGGCUUCGUUUACGCUGAUUGGAGAUGAUGUGAGGCUCGAGUUUGACAAGCAGAGGUAA